ACGGGGCGGGGUCUGUGGUGGCAGUGCUGGCGGCCGGCCACAAACACAGCUGUUUGGGGCUGAGGUGGCAGAUGAUAGCGAGAGGCAAAGUCGGAGCCCGAGGAGAGUGAUGAAUGGACCAGCAGGACUUGCGCACUUGGGCCGUCGCGAGCGAGUUCUCAAGUUAGGCGAGAGUUUUGAGAAGCAUCCGCGCUACGCCUUCCACACUGUGCGCUAUGACUUCAAACCUGCUUCUAUUGACACUUCCUGUGAAGGACAUCUGGAGGUUGGCAAAGGUGAACAGGUGACAAUAACUCUGCCAAAUAUAGAAGGUUCAACUACGCCAGUAACCGUUUUCAAAGGUUCAAAGAAACCAUACUUAAAAGAAUGCAUUUUGAUUAUUAACCAUGAUACUGGAGAAUGUCGACUAGAAAAACUGAGCAGCAACAUCACUGUAAAAAAAACAAGAGUUGAAGGAAGCAGUAAAGUUCACCAUUAUGUGGAACAGCAGCAGCAGCAGCAGCAGCAGCAGCAGCAGCAGCAGCAGCAGCAACAUAUGCGAAAUUCAAGUAGGACUCCCAAUUUUGUAAAGCAUUCUCCAUCUGAAGACAAGAUGUCCCCGACAUCUCUAAUGGAUGAUAUUGAAAGAGAACUAAAGGCAGAAGCUAGCCUAAUGGACCAGAUGAGUAGUUGUGAUAGUUCAUCAGAUUCCACAAGUUCAUCGUCAUCAAGUAGUGAGGAUAGUUCUAGUGAAUCAGAGGAUGACGCGGGCAGAUCUUCUUCUAAUCUGGGGAAUUGUAUCUCAGAACAUCCUACCAUGUCUGCCAUACCACAGUACAAGACUUCUGAUAUAGAUAGUAGAUCUGGUCAUAAUAGAUUUCAUGACAACAGUGGCCUUCUGAUGAAUACUUUACGUAGUGAUUUGCAGCUGAGUGACUCAGGAAGUGAUAGUGAUGACUGAAGAAAUGUCGACCUAUAAAUAUAACAUUUACAAGGCAUGUGUUUAUUUUGUGUUAAAAUAAAAACUACUAAAAGUGAAGGAAAUAAA
This is a messenger RNA of Chinchilla lanigera (long-tailed chinchilla), 1027 nucleotides long. RefSeq names its product ELL associated factor 2 (gene Eaf2). The coding region runs from base 110 to 940 and encodes 276 amino acids. Gene Ontology annotation, biological process: positive regulation of DNA-templated transcription; regulation of transcription elongation by RNA polymerase II. Gene Ontology annotation, cellular component: super elongation complex. Gene Ontology annotation, molecular function: transcription elongation factor activity. The record is from RefSeq and is a predicted model, not a curated record. The transcript is spliced from 6 exons. Lineage: Eukaryota; Metazoa; Chordata; Mammalia; Rodentia; Chinchillidae.